GUGCGGUUUUGGCCGCUGACGGCUCUAAAGUGGGUGACAUUGCUUUUGUGUCGUCAAAGCGCUUUCCUUGGGAAUGAAAUUCAAGCCGAGAGUCGUCGAGGUUAAAAGCUGGACAACUUGGUAAUUAGAGCCCCGCUCUCCGGUGGCCGGCGGGCUGCCCGUUGCACCGUGCGAUACGUCUGCGUCUCCCAAGGACUAAUUCCCCCUCCUGCGCUCCGAGUGGAGGCGGUCCGAGCGGCAGAGCCCCCCAGCCUCCGUCCCUGAGAUGAUGGUUCUAGACAAGGAGGACGGCGUGCCGAUGCUCUCAGUGCAACCCAAAGGCAAACAGAAAGGCUGCGCCGGAUGUAACCGGAAGAUCAAGGAUCGCUACCUGCUGAAGGCCCUGGAUAAAUACUGGCACGAAGACUGCCUGAAAUGCGCCUGCUGUGACUGCCGGCUCGGGGAGGUCGGAUCAACGCUCUACACCAAAGCCAAUCUCAUCCUCUGCCGCCGGGACUACCUGAGGCUCUUCGGCACCACGGGGAAUUGUGCCGCUUGCAGUAAACUGAUUCCCGCCUUCGAGAUGGUAAUGAGAGCCAGAGAUAACGUUUAUCACUUGGAUUGUUUCGCCUGCCAGCUCUGCAACCAGAGAUUUUGCGUGGGGGACAAGUUUUUUCUGAAGAAUAACAUGAUCUUGUGUCAGAUGGACUAUGAGGAAGGGCAGCUCAAUGGGAGCUUUGAAUCUCAAGUUCAAUAACAAACAAACAGAAAAAAAGGUUUGGCUUCGCUGAAGCGCCGACGGACGUAUUUUCUGCCGCACAAGAAGUGAGGGGGGUCCGUCGGCUUGCCUGCAAUAUUUUUUAAAGAAUUCUCGGCCCCCCCCAAAGGACUGUAUAUAACGUAGUACUUCCCUCCCCAAAUUUCAACACAAAGCAGUUGCGAUUUUUUCGACGUACGGUUGUACCUGCUUUAGCCGAGCACGGCGUUUGCCUGUAUGUUUGCGAGGGUCCGGGAGGGAGGGUCCGGGAGGUCUCUGUACAGUCUGUUUUAUGUAUAUAAACUGGAACAUUUAUUUUAUGACAAAUGUAAUGCAAUUUUAUUACUGGUGUGAGAUUAAAAAAAAAUUAUGAAUGUU
This is a messenger RNA of Spea bombifrons (plains spadefoot toad), 1114 nucleotides long. It is a transcript of the gene LMO1, whose product is annotated as LIM domain only 1. The coding region runs from base 266 to 736 and encodes 156 amino acids. Gene Ontology annotation, molecular function: transcription coactivator activity; DNA-binding transcription factor binding. The transcript has 4 exons. Lineage: Eukaryota; Metazoa; Chordata; Amphibia; Anura; Pelobatidae. The record is from RefSeq and is a predicted model, not a curated record. Gene Ontology annotation, biological process: positive regulation of transcription by RNA polymerase II. Gene Ontology annotation, cellular component: nucleus.